GCGAAGGACUUCCAGAAACUUCACGCGCACUUCAAGCAGCUCGUGGCCGAGAACAGGAAGCUCAAGUUCGCGCAGGACCAGAAGUCGCAGGGGGCGAUGGAGGAUAAGAUCGACAAGUCCGAUCAGGCAAUCAAGAUCUACGCGGAAACCGGCGACACGGAGCUGGCGGAGAGCACGAGGCUCAAGCUUGAGGCGACGGUGUUGCAGAUCAAGGACUUGCGAACCCCUGCCACAGCCCACAAGCAGUGUUCUCAGAUGCUCGA
Molecule: messenger RNA, 263 nt
Organism: Prorocentrum cordatum
Lineage: Eukaryota; Dinophyceae; Prorocentrales; Prorocentraceae
Source: the annotation of a GenBank genome assembly